Dimorphilus gyrociliatus is the source of this 1074-nucleotide messenger RNA. Lineage: Eukaryota; Metazoa; Annelida; Polychaeta; Dinophilidae. The record is from the annotation of a GenBank genome assembly.
AAUCAGGUAAAUCGUGAUAUCUCGCCAUUUUCCUUCCCGAUAAUUCUUAGUCAGCUCCUGUGAUUAAUUACAGUGCGAUUUAAACUAUCCUACCAGUUUAUCUUCAUUGAAAAUUUCACUGAGUCGCAGCUCACACACCAUUUUUUACAUUGAGGUGAUUUGAACUUUGAUUAUAGAGUUGCCAGGGCAAGAAAUUUGAUUUUCCACAAAAAUUUCCGGUAUGGCGCAAAAUCAAUUGAUGUAAUUUAAAUCGCUGAACAUGUCUUAUUCAAGCGCUAUAUGAAUCGGCACCUCUAAAAUCUUAUCGUUCGUACCUAUUUUGUUAUAUAUAACAUUGAUCUCUCGACAGAUUGGAGAAAAUCAAUGCUUAAUAAGGCCUAAAGUCGAUAACAAUACUCAAACUUCAACAUGGAAGCUGAGUGUCUGCACGAUUUCACGGCUACCGCAAACGAUGAGCUUAGUUUUAGAAGAAAUGACGUUGUCAAGGUUUUAAAUAUGGAAGAGGACCGAAAUUGGUAUAAAGCUGAAUUAAAUGGAAGAGAAGGAUAUAUUCCGUGUACAUACAUUAAAAUGAAACCACACCCUUGGUAUAUACCGAGAACUUCAAGAAGGACGGCAGAGGAUAUACUUCAAGGACGCGCUAAUUUUCCAGCGCAAGAAAAUGGUUGUUUCUUAGUUCGUAACAGCGAAUCCUCACCGGGUGACUUUUCACUAUCCGUCAAGUACAACGACGGAGUCCAACAUUUCAAAGUUCUUCGAGACGGAGUUGGAAAAUAUUUCUUAUGGGUCGUAAAAUUCGAGUCUCUGAACCAGCUUAUAGACUAUCAUCGUUCGGCGUCUGUAUCUCGUUCGAAUACAAUUUGCUUAAAAGAUAUGAUACGAACGACACAGAGGAAAAGAGUUGCGAAAUUUGACUUUACAACAAAUGAACGGGAAGAGCUGGCGUUUUCUCGCGGUGAAAUAAUCACUGUAUUGGAUGAUCAAGAUGUCAAUUGGUGGAAAGGAGAAAUUAUAAGGGGACAGCGACCUUUCAGUGGAUUGUUCCCAGUGAAUUACACGGAUAGUUGUGAGUGA